This is a messenger RNA of Staurois parvus, 306 nucleotides long. The record is from the annotation of a GenBank genome assembly. NCBI's taxonomy places the organism in Eukaryota, Metazoa, Chordata, Amphibia, Anura, Ranidae.
CACUGAUUGGCAUUGAUAGGUGGCACUGACUGGCACUGAUGGGUGACAUUGAAAGGCAGCUCAGAUGGGCACUGAUAUGUGGCAUUGAUGUGCACUGGUAUGCACUGAUAUGUGGCAUUGAUGUGGCACUGAUGGGCACUGGCACGUGGCACUGAUGAGCACUGACAGGUGGCACUUCUGGGGUCACACUGAUCAUCAGGGCACACUGAUCUGUGCCCUGAUGAUCACUGUCAGCGUGACAGCUCGAGAGGAGAGAAAUGCCGAUAACCGGCAUUUCCGUGUUUACAUGUGAUCAGCUGUGAUUGG